Molecule: messenger RNA, 1511 nt
Organism: Linum tenue
Lineage: Eukaryota; Viridiplantae; Streptophyta; Magnoliopsida; Malpighiales; Linaceae
Source: the annotation of a GenBank genome assembly
CAACAAUGAAUUUAUAAAUAUUUCGAGUGACCAAACUUAAAUUUUUGUGUAAUCACAGUCACCGACCAUACAAUAUUACAAUUAACCCCACGAACCCUGCUAUUGUUCCCGUUCCACUUUCCACCGCCUUCCCAGAUAGAAAAAUAGCAGCGAUUCGAAGUCCUUGUACUGACGAAUGCCCCACUUGGAAGAAGGAAGAAGGAAAAAAUAAAUCACCGGAUACUUCCGUCGGAGCGAAAGAAAGGAGGAAAAGGGAAAGAGUAAUAUUUUGCGGGAACGGCGGCGAUGUGGAUGAUGAUGGGUUUGAGUCUGCAGAGCAUGCUAGAUUUGGUGGCAGCUGGGAUCUCUCUAAUGAUAGGUCUCGGCAUCUUCACCUUCGUUGCUUCCGUCCUCUGCUCCGCUGCCUUCAUCCAAAAUGUCAAAUCCGUGUAAUCCAAUUCCUCAGGAGAGAAGGAACUGGCAGAUCUUAGGACUGAAGAAGUAGGAAAACUGCAGGCUUUUGCCGAAGAAAAGGGUAGACUUACUAAGCUGAUUGAGGAUCAAGGUAGAUUACUUCUACAACUGUGGUUGCAGAUAACAUCUUCUCAUGAUUUGAGCCAAUCUAUAGAUCAUAUUCAACACAACUGCAGUGCACAGUUCUUAUCUUCAUAUAAUCAUAUCUAUACUUGUCCAGUUCAUUUAGGCUAUGGCAUGACGAAUGUAGCUCCUGUUAGUUAGUUAGUUACGGAAACGAACUAGCUUCUUAGUUCGAUUUCCUAUCACUCUGAGACGCCAUACUCGAGCUGGGAUGGUGCAUUCGCUGCUGGUUGGGGAAAUUAGUGAGACCAAAUUGAGCAAAAUUCUAUCAUGAGACCUGCUAUCCCUAUACUCAUUUGCUGAUGUCCGGACUGUUACUUCAAUCCCAUAACAGUUAGGUUAUGCAGAUGAUCAAAAGAGAAUAAUUAGUAUUAACCAGCAGCUUAACUCAAAGCUUCAUGCUUCCAGGCUCCAGUGAAACUUGUGUUUAAUGGAUUGCUCCGUGGUUAACUAUCUGUGACGCUGCGAGCUGCAGGCUUUUAUCCUGAUUUCAAUUGCGUCGACUCUGCAAAAUGGGCAUCUUGCGUUAUGAAUUGUCUUAUUGUCUUGGUCUCUCACCCUCUGUCAUGUGAAUCUGUUGCUUUUUGUUUUUGCUUUGUCCGCAGAUGCCAUGCUGAAAGAUUAGAGAUGGAGUGUCUGAACUCUGAAGUCUAAGCUAGGAAGUAUACACGUUGAAUUGCAGCCAAAGGAAGAUGGGAUGUACAGUGUUACGUGUAUUCGAUUUUGUUUUGUUUUGUUGAGAUGAGGUUGUUGAAGUAAUGUGACACCAUCAUACUUGCCUUUUUAAGCUCCGAGUAUUUUGCCCUUUGGGCCAAGCACAUCACAACAAGCAAACUAUCCAAACUGAAGAAAAUGCAGUAGGUAGGGAAAGGAACACACGAGGUCCCCAAUACCCUUUAGAGCAUAGGCAAGACUCCAAGUAUAAGAGUGAAGUU